CAACCCUUCGACGAAAGCCAUUUCACGUCCUGGUUACACUGGUGAAUCUGUUAACUCGACCAUUCGUGGGCAAAAUAUUCUCUAGAGCGUCAACAGCCGUGUGAAGAUCCAGCGCCUCGGAUAUUCCAGCAGGCACCAUGGCCAGCGGGCCGCGCCUUUCUGAGGACCAGAGCCGUCUGCUCGAAGAGGCCUUGGCGGUCGUUCGGCAGCAGUCGUUAAUGAUGCGAAGAUGCCUGGAAACCCCCGGGAAGCUAAUGGACGCACUGAAAUGCGCUUCUACCCUGAUUUCAGAACUCCGCACGCCCAGUCUACCUCCGAAACAAUAUUAUGAACUGUACAUGGCCGUAUUCGAUGCCCUGCGCCAUUUAUCCGACUAUCUUCGGGAGAGCCAUCCUGUAAACCAUUUGGCCGACUUGUACGAACUUGUUCAAUAUGCUGGCAACAUCAUCCCGCGCCUAUAUCUUAUGAUCACUGUUGGCACUGUAUAUAUGGCUAUCUCAGAUGCCCCCGUGAAAGAGAUCAUGAAGGAUAUGAUGGAAAUGAGUAGAGGGGUGCAACAUCCGGUGCGUGGUUUGUUUUUGAGAUACUAUCUAUCUGGGCAAGCAAGGGAUCAUUUGCCGACCGACACGGGAGAGGGGCCUCAAGGCAACCUGCAAGAUUCGAUCAAUUUCAUCUUGACGAACUUCGUGGAAAUGAACAAGUUGUGGGUUCGACUGCAGCACCAAGGACAUUCGCGGGAACGAGAGCAGAGAACCCAGGAGAGACGGGAACUUGAGGUUUUGGUUGGAAGUAACUUGGUUCGCCUCAGCCAAUUGGUCGAUCUGGAGACGUAUAAAUCGGUGAUACUACAACCUCUUCUGGAACAGGUGGUGCAAUGCAGAGAUGUGCUCGCUCAGGAGUAUCUCUUGGAAGUGAUUACCAAGGCCUUCCCCGAUGAAUACCAUCUACACACCCUCGACAUGUUGCUUACAGCAAUCUCAAAGCUCAACCCCCACGUUGACAUGAAAAAGAUCGUUAUCGGCUUAAUGGAUAGAUUAUCGUCUUAUGCGAGUCGCGAUUCUGAUAGUAAGGACACCAUUGAGGCCAAGAGGGAAGCAGAAGAAGAUGCAACCCGAAAAUUACUGGAGCGCGUGAAAAUAUCCGAAGAGCCCGGACCUACCGAAGCACCCGAGACUAAACAGAAUGGUACUGCUGAACCAGCGAAAGAAAGUAAGAUGGAAAAAAGUGAACAGGAAUCUUUACCAGGAGUUUCUGUUGAAGCUCCCAAGGAGGAUACGGGCGCGGAGUCCAAAUCGGCGUUACCGGGUGAUAUCAAACUGUAUGAAGUUUUCUAUGAUCAGGUCGUGAACUUGGUAAAAACUCGGGGGUUACCCAUUCAAGAUACUAUUGCGCUCCUAGUUUCUCUGGCCAACCUUGCGCUGAAUAUAUAUCCAAAUAAACUAGAAUAUGUUGAUCAAAUUCUCGAAUUUGCGACCCAAAAGACCUUAGAACAUGCCGAUAGCGCAGACCUACACUCUGCGCCAGCCCAAUCCAGCCUUCUUAAUCUCCUCUUAGCUCCUAUUCAUUCUUACGCUUCCAUUUUCACGGCACUAUCUCUUCCAAACUAUAUCCCUCUAUAUGCUGCGCAAUCAUAUCCAACCCGGCGUGCCGUCGCUGGGGAUAUUUCUCGCAAUAUUUUGAGAAGUAAAACCCUGAUAUCCACGACGGAAAACCUUGACAAUGUGCUCCGAGUUCUCAAGGUUCUAAUAAAAGAGGGAAUGCAACAGCCCCUUGGCUAUCCGGGCAUGUCGACACAACGACGUGGUGAAACGGACGAGACGAUCGAGGAGCAGGGAUGGUUAGCGCGAAUAGUCCACUUCAUUCAGGGUUCAAACAAUGAUAUCCAAUUCAAACUUUUACAAGCUACGAGGACAGCCUACUUAGAAGGAAACGAGAGAAUCCGCUAUACUACUCCCGCAAUUAUCACUGCCUCGCUCAAAUUGGCCCGGCAUUUAAAGAAGCGGGAGCAUUUUGAAGAUAACUUCCAAUCACAAUCCACAGCGCUAUUUAGGUUCAUGCACCAAUGUGUAAGCACCUUAUAUCAACGGGUAAAUUCGGGUUGUGCAGAAUUAUCGUUGCGACUUUUCGUUCUCUGCGGUCAAGUAGCCGAUGAGGUCGGAUUUGAAGAGUUUAGCUACGAAUUAUUCGCGCAGGCAUUUACAGUAUACGAGGAUUCUAUCAGCGAUUCAAGAGCACAGUUCCAAGCUGUGUGUAUUCUUGUUAGCGCGUUGUAUGGAACGAGGAACUUUUCAAGAGAAAACUAUGACACUCUUAUUACUAAGGCCGCUUUGCAUGGAAGUAAGCUUCUGAAGAAGCCAGAUCAAUGUCGGGCAGUUUAUCUGGCAAGCCAUCUGUGGUGGGUUAUGGAUAGUCCACAGCCAGAAGGCGAAGAGCCCAAGGUCGUCUAUCGCGACGGCAAAAGAGUCCUCGAAUGCCUUCAACGCGCUCUCCGCGUUGCCGAUGCAUGCAUGGACACCGCCGUCUCCGUUGAACUCUUCAUAGAGAUCCUUAACCGCUACGUCUACUAUUUUGACCAGCAAAACGAAAGCGUCACCAUUAAGUACCUCAACGGGCUCAUCGAGCUCAUCCAGUCUAAUCUCCAGAGCAACCAGGUUGAUGGGUCCAUCAACUCCAGCCUUGAAAACCCAAAGCGGCAUUUCCAACGAACACUUGAGUAUAUUAAAUCGAGGGAGUACGAAGGAGUGGUCACGGAGCCGUCGGUGUGAUGUAAACAGAACUCUGUGUGGCUAAUGACUUGAUGUAUGUUUAGCUUAUGAAUGGAUCUUAUAUGUAUGCAAUGCAGCUUUGACUGCCGGCUUUGUAUACCUGAAUUUCUAUGGGUGGCUUUUUUGGGUGCUUUCCCCCCUUUCCCUCCGUGGAGUAUGAAUUAGCUUAGUAUUUAAUACAUGUGAUACCUUCCGGACUGUGACCCUUGACUGUAAUUGGAGAUGGCUAAUAGAAUGAUAACUGGCUGUCGAACAACGUUCAAUUUCAUUUCUCUGCAUCCUAUGCAUGAGUUUGAAAAGUACGGGACCACAAAACAAAGAAGGUACCCAUGAACAGCUAGCCAGCUGUCAUUGCCAUGCCAUGCCUGCCUGCCAGAAUGCCUGCCUUCCUUGCUGCAAUACACUACAUGAAAAGCUUGUAUUCCAAGCAGCAACUUAAAAACUAACAUGUAUAAGAGAAACGGAAAACACAAUAGUAGCACCCAGCUCGAAAAAAAGGCAAGGCAAUAGAAUGUUCAAACACAGGCAGUGAGGUAGAAUAAAAAACGCCUGAAAGUUCGAACAACCAGGAAAAAGUAAAGAGGUGACGUCUGAAAGUAGGGGAUAAAGGACAUCUGAUGACAGUGGUUGUUCAUGCAAACAUGGUAAAGACAUUAGAGGGUCAUGACGAUAAGGAUAGGAGUUUAACAGCCGACACUGGUGGGUGAGAAGAGAUAAGCUCCCUGGCCAGCUUCGAACCAUAGCUCUAAAAUCCCGUAGUGGGAGAGAUAUUCGUGGUAGCAAACUGUCUCGAGCCACUUCCUGGAGUAGGUAAACUGGAACCUGGCACAGGACUACCAAUGUCUCCGGGUACUACACUUCCUCGAGUACUCGACGAUAUGCUGUUAUUAUCCGGUUCAAACUUGACGAAUGUGCCCUUAGGCCCUUCAUUCUUGAUGAUAAAAGAGCCUCCGCCGUUUUGAGGAUUGCCUUCCGUGUCACAUAUAUCGAGCAUCUCGUCAAGACCAAUUUGCGAUUCAUUCGGAGAAUUUAACUGCUCCACUUGACGAAGAAUUUGAUUCACAUUGUGAUACCCGGAACUAUCGGUGCCGCUAGUCGUAUUUAGCUGCUUGCAAGCUUGGAUUACCGAUAAUCGGAUUGCAACAGGCCGUGAUGUGUGCGC
This is a messenger RNA of Coccidioides posadasii C735 delta SOWgp, 3927 nucleotides long. It is a transcript of the gene VPS35, whose product is annotated as Vacuolar protein sorting-associated protein 35. The record is from RefSeq and is a predicted model, not a curated record. Gene Ontology annotation, cellular component: late endosome; retromer, cargo-selective complex; retromer complex. Gene Ontology annotation, biological process: intracellular protein transport; retrograde transport, endosome to Golgi. NCBI's taxonomy places the organism in Eukaryota, Fungi, Ascomycota, Eurotiomycetes, Onygenales, Onygenaceae.